Messenger RNA from Dicrocoelium dendriticum, 5322 nucleotides. NCBI's taxonomy places the organism in Eukaryota, Metazoa, Platyhelminthes, Trematoda, Plagiorchiida, Dicrocoeliidae. The record is from the annotation of a GenBank genome assembly.
AUGGAACCAGUUGUUUUUACCAGUGAAAGAAGUACGACUUCCUUGAAUGCGCAACAAGAACUAACGACGUCACAUCUUCACACAGUCGAAGCAGUACGAAAGCUAAGCUCAACAAAGCAACCGCAUCAAACAUAUAACCUGGCAACUGAAUCAGCGAGCCAAGCAAACACUGAAGUCUCAGGAGAAAUAAGUGGAGGUGAAAAGAAGCGUAUGUCAGCGGACUUCAAUGAGUCGUUACACGCCUCUAUGAAUGGUAGAAUACCCGGCAAAGAAGCAACAUUUAAUCAUUCUAAAAGAUUUUGUUAUCAAAGCCCCAUUAUACAACAGUGCCUGGGCAACCACAAAUCAAAUCUACAAUCAUCCAAAAAUAUAGGUCCAAAGCUAACUUGGUAUUUUGAUCUCGUGGAAUUGGAAUGCCACUCCACGUCAGACUGCAUUACCAAUGAGAAUGCGUUUGCUUCCCAAGAGGAUUGUGAACUCACCUGCAUCCCAACUCCAGACGUUCGCAAGUGUCUUGCCCCCCCAAAAGCCGGCUAUUAUCACUGCUUAGAUCAGCAGUCUACCCAAGCAGUGAAUCCAGUCCUCAUGGUUUAUUUCGACAAAACAGCUGGAAAAUGUCAUUGGUUUACAUUCUACGGGUGCGGAGGCACGAGUAACCGAUUCCGAUCAAUUGCCGAGUGUGAGAGCACCUGCAGCGAGCGAGUGGCGUCAGACAUCUUCAUAAGUGCUUCCGAACUGUGUCACAAGGCUCCAUCUGAAGAAUUGCCCCAAGCCUGGCUGAUCACAAGUCCCUUGAUAAAAUCUGCUGUUGCAGAGAACAAUACGACAGAUCGUGAACUCAUGCAUUCGCUGAACUCCUUGUUUGUGCCUGAAACGCUACAAAUUGAACCGAGUUGUAUGAACAUUGGCCAAAUGGAAUCACGCUGGUAUCUUGACGUUCAUACGGGUACCUGCAAGGAGUUUGCGUACACCCAUUGUGGUGGAUCACCCAAUAACUUUUUAAGCAGGACUGAUUGUGAGCAGUUUUGCGGAGCUCGAAAGGAGAGCUUGGAAGACGUUUGCCACUUUCUACCAGACUCUGGCCCCUGUGAUUUAAAGCACUCAAUGUGGUAUUUCGAUCCUAACUAUCUUCAGUCUGGGAGCCGCAUUGGUCAGGUGGACAAAGGCGCUUGUCGGACAUUCGCUUACUCUGGCUGCGGAGGCAACAGUAAUCGAUUUGUCGAUCAACGGUCAUGUGAGGCCACAUGCGCAAAGUUCAGAGAGCACCUAGAAUGGCAAGACUCCGAAUUAAGUGAGGGAAGUGGAGCCAAGCAACUGGGACGUAUCGAUGGAGUGGACUUAUCCGAAAUAGACGACUGGGGCUAUUUUAACGCUUUGCUUUCUAACACCACAAGUGCGGAGCAUAAUGCAGUGACCGAAAUCGGUGCGCCAAAGAACCAAGAAUUGGCGAAGAGCGUCAAUCUGCUGAGUAUUGAUCUUGAACCGUGCCGACGCCCCGCUAUUUCUGGGAAUUGCCAUCCUCUAAACUGUUCAGUGGCUGACUUAAAUGCUACAAACUGCACAAUAUUGAAGAUGCAACGAUGGUUUUUUAACGCGCACACCAGCAACUGUGAACCAUUCAGCUACAGUGGUUGUGGUGGUUCAGAGAACACAUUUGACGAUGCGCAGUCCUGUCAGGUGGCCUGCAAGGCCCGCAUUGUGCGCCCGGACCGUGAUCGACGAUGCGACUCACUACCUCAUCAAAACAAGUGCUACACGCUGACUUUAAAUGCCGGAGCGCUUGUCGGGGGUAAAUCCAACUCCACGAUCGCGUUCCACUUCAGUGUGGAAAGCGCCACUUGUAAGGCAUUCCAACUGGACACCAGCCGACCGGGAUGUGAUCCAAAGCCAUAUUUUUCCAACGGACAUGAAUGCUUGCGCGCUUGUCUCAAGUCUUCACCAACAGAGAAACAUCUACAAAAUCGCUGUUUUGCACGUAAAACCCACUCUACUGGUGAAUGUGCUCCAGAUGAACAACGUGUGUUCCGCUGGUCUUACCUCUCCGAACUACAUCAAUGUGUACGGUUCUCACAAUGCGCCCCACAUGCAGAUGAGUCCGUUCAACCUGGAAAUAAUUUCGCCUCCAGAGCGAUAUGUGAAACUACCUGUAUGGGAUCAAGUCUAGAAGAGGUUUGCCAACUCCCAAUGGAUCCUGGGCCAUGCAGUGCCAACCAACCUCGAUACUAUUAUGACACAAAGGCGGUCAAAUGUCGCAUGUUUCUCUACGGUGGUUGUCUGGGUAAUGCCAAUCGAUUCACUUCCCGUCACGAGUGCCUGAUGGCGUGCUCCGAGUUUGCCACAAAGGUCAUGCUUCCGAAUGUCACAUCAGUGAAAACCGUAUUACAUUUGAUGCCUACGGAUUCGGAAGCUCAGGCAACCACACUGCCUGUUGCUGUGUUUGAGCUAAUGCGCCGAGUCACACAGCAUCAUACAGAUCAUUUCCCUUGGGAUUUGUGUCUGGAGACGCAUUCGUAUGGGACAUGCCCAUUGCUCAACGGCUAUCAUCACUUCACCAGUGGAUUUACUCCUAAGCAACUCACCAGAUACUUCUACGAUCGCCGGCUUGGGAAAUGUCAGCCAUUCACCUAUACUGGAUGUGGUGCGAGAGGCAACCAUUUUGACACACAACAGGAUUGCGACCUCGUCUGUGAGCGGCGACUACGCGGCCCAGCACACGAUAGAUGCCAGCCAAAUGUCACCGUCAAGUUGUGUCCUGGAAGCGGGUUAUACGGUUGGCUGUUUAACCACUCAGUUGGCGAUUGUCAGGCGGCUGAGCUUUGCUUAAAUUCGGCACACACCGGUGGCAUGACGAACGCAUCAUCCGUUGGUGGAAAACGUCUUCGACGAACCAGCCAGUGGCAGUCUCGAACAGGACCACACUCCGUCAGUGUAUAUGCAACACGAAGUGCAUGCCAAUAUCACUGUUUGCCAAAGCCCCCUAGAGGCACAGAUGCACAGAAUGUAUGUCACAUGAACCCAAUCGUCACCGUACCAUUUGGAUGCAAUGCGAUGAUUACCCGAUGGUAUUUUGAGCCGAGGGAAGCGAUUUGCAGGAGUUACAUCACUUGUCCACAGUACGGAAACAACUUUGCCAGCGAGAAAACUUGCCAGGAGGUUUGCAUGCCAACGCAUCCACUACAUGUGUGCCGCCUACCAAAGGAUCACGGUGGAUGUGCUCGCUUUGUCGCACGUUGGUAUUACGAUGUGCGUUGGCGCACAUGCCGGCCAUUCAUGUACGGUGGUUGUUUUGGCAACCCCAACCGGUUUUUGACCAGAGCCGAAUGCGAGAGCUUCUGCGUGUCACAAGAUGUGUGCCGGCUUCCUUUACAGAAGCAUUCAGCGGACACGACCUAUCCAAAGCGUUACUAUUACAACCAGUUCGAACACCGCUGCCUUCCAUUCCACUUCACCGGUAUUCUGGCCCAUGGGAACAACUUCCCCGACCUAGCGGCAUGUAAUGCUACCUGUGUCUUUGUUCCCGACGUCGAAGCGGUCAUCAGCAAUGCAGAAUUGCCGACGGAAGACAAUGCAUUAUAUGCAAUAACUGAAGAACAGCUACACCUAGCGGACAAGAAUGUUGCGCAUGUGACACAAGAAUCAGCUGUGAACAGGUCAGUGAAAGAGUUCCAUUCCCCAUGCGCAUCUCUAAUCUCCGACCUCGGUCCCGGAGAAUUGGCCAAACAAACCAUUUGCGACAAAGAAGAUAUCGUUCACGAGCUCGGGUACCGGUUCCGAACAGUUCGUGCAGCUGACAAGCAGUUCGGAGGGGAGGGUCAAAGCGAUGGGUUCUGCGAAUUGACCCUGGUACCCAUAUGUCUCAGUCAACCGAGAAAAGUGUUUCGUAGCUUGGUGGACCACAACAUGCGUACCAUUGGGCGAGUAUUCCAGACACAGGCUGAAUGUGAAGAGACUUGUUUGCGCCACAGACGCGUCCGUCGAAGUGUUAAUGGGAUCAGCGCAGAAUCACCUCAAGCUAAUCACUUCGAAGAAGACGUGAAGAAAUUACUUGAACAAAGCGGAUAUGAGUCAGAGAUCAAUGCACAACAACCAGUGCGGAACGGCUGUACGCCGGACAGCGUAGCGGCCGAAAGAGUUGACAGCUUCCAGCACACUUUUCAAGCGUACACCCGGUGGCCAUGUCAAUUUGAUACUUCGGAGGCACGUAACUACGUUCCACUUAUCGAGCGCCUAGAAGGAAGUGACGCCUGGCUGCCAUGUUGGGUGAUAUCCGCAGCCCCACCGGUAAUACGGUGGUAUCGAUUAAAAGAUAAAAAGAAAUACUCUGUGAUUCCUAUCCGAAUGCCAACAAUGGACAACGUGUGGAUCGCCCACUACCAUAAAACACAGCUACAUCCAUUAGGUGGUAAUGGUGCAUGGAUUUGUCAAGUGACUAGUGCGGAUGGAAAACACAGAUUGGAGGCCUUCACUCAGUUACAUGUUGUUCCGAAAACCCAGCUCUACGCUGAACCUCAAGAAGUCUCCUUGCAUAGUUCCAUGGACAAGACGGUGGAACAUUCCGUGGUCGUGCCGGCUGGGGGAACAUUGCUUCUUGGAUGUCGGUGGAGCAAUUCAAAUCAAGCAUCCGGUGCUGUUCGGAAUGAAUUUGUGACCUGGAAAAGAGCAAGAUCUACAGACCGACAGGACAAACCUGCUGAUGUCAAAAGUCUCGCUGAUGCACAGGUACUGUAUGUACGACCAGUAAACACCAAACUUCACGGUGGUCUUUGGUUCUGUCGAGCAGUGCGCCAUUCUACAGUGAAAAACGAAAGAAAGCUUGCGUAUUACGUGGACAUCGCCAGACCACCGCAGUUUUUGUUCCCUCCAUCGCGUGAAGUGCGUUUCGUGUCCAAACACAAACCGAUACAGCAACUGCACUGCGGGGAAAUUGAUCGGGGUGAACCAGCCGCCCGGUUAACGUGGUAUCGGUGUCGGAGAUCGCGAGAAUGUCAACGGAUCAGGUCACUGACCAACGCGAACGAACGUAUAGUGAAAGUAACUCUUCCGGCCCCGGGAGAACGAUACUUCUGCCGAGUGGAAAACAUGUGGGGUCGUAUCGAAAGGACCUUUGAAUUUGUGGCUGCAUAACCACACAUGAGACACGCGCAUCUCAAGUCAUAGUUCACUGCAUACAUCUCCGUUAUCCAAGUUGACGAAUAAUUGUGCAAUUUGUCUCCAGUAUGCGUUCAUUUUUGACUUUAUUCAGUUUGAAGAUGUAAACAUUGUCACUGUUAUCCUUUUAUUUUAAUUAGUCGACCUGAAUUUAUCUUACUAUUCAUGGUACAC